Corticium candelabrum is the source of this 3475-nucleotide messenger RNA. RefSeq lists its product as uncharacterized. The record is from RefSeq and is a predicted model, not a curated record. Lineage: Eukaryota; Metazoa; Porifera; Homoscleromorpha; Homosclerophorida; Plakinidae. Bases 415 to 3378 code for a protein of 987 amino acids. Gene Ontology annotation, molecular function: protein dimerization activity. The transcript has a single exon.
GGGCUGCCACUCCUACGGAUUUUACCGUAGGCUACGGUAAAAUGGCCUUCAUACUUGCCUACGGAUUCCGUAGGCCAUUCCUACGGAUAAAUGCAGCACUGAGCAAACACAUACUCGAUGAUCACAUGGCAUUUAGUUGUAGGUCUUCCGAAGUCACUCAACGUCGUGCUAUCGAACCGUGGUGUGUACUGUACGUAAAUUUGUAUGUCUAACUUACCUAGUACAAUGUACAAACAGUACGAACGUCGAUUUCUUUUGCAGUAGUCUAACAGUUCCGGGAUGUUCGGGGAUGUGAGGUAGUCUCGCGUAGCCAGACCUUUCACUACUUGUCAGGCGCCUAGCGCCUGAGGUGAAAGCCUGGCCACGCGAGGCUAGAUGCGGGCAGCGUAUCCGGGAUAGAUCCGAUCGUGCAUCAUGAAACGAUGGCUACAGGCCUACAAGAAGGAGUGGGAGAGCGAUCCUGUAUGCUCUGGUUGGUUAACAGAGUCGAAGAGAAGUGCAGGCAUGGCCUUCUGCAGUCUGUGCACUAAGGACCUCAGCUACAAGACUGGCGGUCUUAGGACCUUGCGUACCCACGCAACCUCGCGGGAGCACGUUGCAAGAGUACAACAAAAAAAUUCUGGAUGGAAAGGCACUAUCAAGGCCAGCUUUGCUCCAAAGCAAGAGAACGCUGUUUCGGUAGCUGCAACAAACGCCGUCCUAAAAUUGGCAUUCUUCUUUGCUGAGCAUGACGUAGCUCUUGCAGUGUCUGAUCAUCUGACUCCACUGCUUCCAAUCCUUUUCCCGGAUUCUAAGAUUGCUUCAGCCGUUUCUGCCGGGCGCACCAAAAUGACUGCAGCCGUGCACACCGUUGCUGAUAGCAUGCACGCACAUCUCGUUUCCCAGAUGAAAAUUGGAUUUUUCAGCAUCGUUCCUGAUGAAUCUACUGAUAUAUCAGUGUUUGAACAGGUGGCAGUAUCAGCUCGCGUGAUCGACACUACAGAUGGAUUGGUGAAGUCCUAUAGUUUGGGCAUUAAACCAGUCCCGUCAGCGUCUGCUACCAACAUUUUCGGCAAGAUUGAAGAAAUGUUCAAAGAUGAUGGUAUUCCAUGGAGAAACAUGAUCGCUUAUGGAUCAGAUGGGGCCAACGUCAUGCGUGGAUCAAAGAAUUCUGUUUUGACUAGGCUCAAGAACGUUCAACCUUACCUGUAUUCUAUUCACUGCACAUGUCAUCAGCUCCACCUUUGUGCUCAGGGUGCUUCUAAAUGCAUACCACCCAUAGUAGAAGACUUCGCUAGGAAUGUGGCAUACUUUUUUGAGAAAAGUGCAAAACGUGUCGCGAGAUACAAAGAGUUUCAGGCAGCUGCAAACGUUCCUUCACACAAGCUCAUAAAACCGUCCUCUACAAGAUGGCUCAGCUUGCAUCAAAGUGUAUCAAGAGUCUUGGAGCAGUGGGACGCUCUUGAACAGUACUUCACCCAAGACAACGAUGUAAGGAACGUUUCAAAAGUAAAGGAGUGGGUUGAAUUGAUGGCAGCCAAGUCCACUAAAGCCUACCUAUACUUUCUGAAGGAAGUCUUACCUAUUUUUACAACAGUGAACUGCCGCUAUCAGACAAGCAAUGUUAUGAUUCACAAACUGUAUGAUGACCAGCGACAACUUCUGAAGAUACUUCUUCUCAACUGCAUCAAGCAGUCAAGCAUAAGCCAAACCACUGAUUGCCUUACCCUUGACCUAGACAAUGAGGCACUGUGGAUUGAUGUGAUAGAUUUGGUUAUCAGCAAGGACUGCGAGGCUAUUGUGGCAGAUAUGUCUCAUUUUGAAAGGAGCGCUUUCCUGACUGUAUGUCGAGAUUUUUAUCUUGUGGCAGCAAAAGAGGUCAAACGUCGAUUGCCUCUGUCAUGCCCUGUUCUAUCUGCUCUCCGGUUUCUAUGCCCCGAAAGAGGCAAGGAACGCUCAGCAAGAGAAAUUGGCCACCUAGCUAGCCAAUUCUCGAAUGUUGUCCUCCCAGAGAAUAUUACCAAGCUGCAGCGGGAGUGGCAGCGCUAUCAGACCGAGAGCACUUCUAGUCGAAGUUCAUUACCUCUGGCUAUAGACAAACACUGGCAUGAAUUGAUUAAAAGGUCAGAUGCCUCUGGCUGCCAGGAAUUUCCUCUUUUAUCUUGUUUUGCAUCAGCUAUGCUAGUUAUACCACAUUCUAGUGCAGAUAUCGAACGAAAUUUUUCAAACAUGGGCAGCGACAAAUCCAAUACCCGCAACAGUAUCGGUACGCCCUUGCUUAACAGCUUGAUGACAAUUGGUUGCAAUAAAGGUCAAAUGACGUGCUUAACGUUUACACCCACGCCAUCGAUGAGACGGGAGCUGCCACAACAUGUGGCUAAGGCAGCUGGUCGUGCCAAGAAUACCAAGUCCGCUGCAACAAAUAGGAGCACUGGAGUAAAUCAAGAAGCAGCUUGUGCAAAGACACCCGUCCUAGUGUGUCAAUCUGAAUCAUCUGCACACAACCCAUGCCCAAUGCAAGAUUUGAAAGAACCUGUUAUUCAAUUCCAGACAAAACGCAGAUCUAGUUCAGUUACAAAGCAUCCUCCUUUCUCACGCAAGCGUCCAAGUACUUCUGCUAUCCACACCCAUCCUGCCACAACGGCCAGCAAAAUGAGCAAACGAGGUGAUACUCCAACAGCCCAUAAUGCAAGUAGUCCGAAAGUUAAUGCAUUUGAGUUUCUUCAAUCACAGUUACUUCACCACAAUGAGAAUCUAGACUCUAAAGAGAUAUGGACAUACCGGGGUUCAGAAUACCUAUUAGCACCUUCGCUCUGCCAGUCUCGUAUUGAUGGACGUGAUGGCAGCAAUGCUUGCACUGUCAUAGCAGCUCAAGUGUGUCAGCUGAUUCUUUUGCAGAAAGACUCGUUUUUACUACCGCCUGAAACCUCUUUCCUAGAAGAGACUCUUGUCAACGCUAUGAGGGCAGGAAAUGCUACGUACGAUCAGAUGGGCUUGAAGGGGUUUCUGAGUGCAUACGAUGUUGUAAGCAUGGAACCCUCGCCCACCCUUCUAGCUUCGGAGGAUUAUUUCAUACGACCGGGAUGUUGGCAGGGGCUAGUAGAUUUUGUCUCCGGCAGGCUACGUUCUUUCACUGAUGACAAAGUGGUGGCUGGCGUGCUAGUUGUAUCACCUUAUUCAUUUGCAGUGUGCUACCUGCAGGAACACAGCUUGUUCAUUGUGUUUGACAGCCAUUCACAUGGUAACGCAGGUGGCUUGAUUGGCAGAGUGCCAAAGAAUUUUGCUGCUAAAUACUUUGAAGAGUUCCUUGGUCGCCACUAUGCACACCUAGAAUUUGUUCCUUCUAGUAGCAACAAAGUAGCGCAAUUUACAAGCUUAAUCGUUAAGGAUUUGUGGUAAAUAAAACUUUCUGCUGUUCUUUAGUUCUAACAGUUAUGGAUAUAUAGUAAAUAACUGUUGCUGCUGUUCUGCAAUUACGCGUAGUAGCAUUUCAUUA